CGACAUCAACAAGUUACCACCAUGCCAAAACACUACUGUGACUACUGUGACGUGUAUCUCACACACGACUCCGCCUCCGUCCGCAAGGCUCACAACAGCGGACGCAAUCACUUGGCCAACGUCCGGGAUUAUUACGCCUCUCUCGGACACGACAAAGCGCAAAGUAUCAUUGACCAAAUCACGUCGGCUUAUGAGUCUAGUGGCGGACCACCACCCGGUGGGUUUGGAUUCGGGCCACAGCAUCUUGCGCCCAGUGGGCCAUCGUUUGGAGGGCCGCCCUCAUUCGGUGGCCCUGGAGGGUUUGGAGGUCCUCCUGGUGGAUUCCCUAUGCCACCGUUUCCACCUGCCGCGGGUGGGUUUCCACCUGGUAUGAUACCCCCUGGUGCACCACCUUUCCCUCCGAAUGGCGGUAUGCCGCCAGGCAUGGGCCCUCCUUCCGGCUUCCCAGGAGUGCCGCCUUUCCCUCCCUCAAACGUUGGCGCUCCUGGUGCACCACCGUUCCCACCGAACUUUGGUUCAGGAGGUGGCCCUCCUCCCAAUUUCAACGGUCCUCCAGGUGGCCAGGGCCCCCCUUCAGGAAGCUCAAGCAAUGGAUCAAUACCCCCUGGACCUGGAGGGAUGCAUCCCGACAGGCUGAGAUUACUCGGUCGGCCCUGAUAUUGAUCGGGAAUCUGCCUCCAUCCGAGCGAGUUGUCUGUAUCUGUCCGUUAUGGUUGCCUCUUUCCUCAUGGCCGACUCGUAUGUGUAGCGCGCCCUGAUCAUUGUCAGAGGUGGGAUUGGAACGAUGGUAACAGUUAGGCAGACGUAAAAUUUCUUCGACAUGGAUCAAUAAAUGUCUUUGCAUCUCACAUGCAUACCAUGUUCAUAUUCUGAUCUUGCCAUGCUCUUUUGUUCUUGCUGCAUUGCUU
Molecule: messenger RNA, 908 nt
Organism: Heterobasidion irregulare TC 32-1
Lineage: Eukaryota; Fungi; Basidiomycota; Agaricomycetes; Russulales; Bondarzewiaceae
Exons: 6
Coding region: 22-657 (211 amino acids)
Biological process (GO): mRNA 5'-splice site recognition; spliceosomal snRNP assembly; mRNA splicing, via spliceosome
Cellular component (GO): nucleus; U1 snRNP
Molecular function (GO): zinc ion binding; pre-mRNA 5'-splice site binding
Source: RefSeq, a predicted model, not a curated record